Messenger RNA from Mercenaria mercenaria, 5439 nucleotides. RefSeq lists its product as uncharacterized. The record is from RefSeq and is a predicted model, not a curated record. The coding region runs from base 254 to 1663 and encodes 469 amino acids. Lineage: Eukaryota; Metazoa; Mollusca; Bivalvia; Venerida; Veneridae. The transcript has 5 exons.
UGUAACAUGAAUGUAUCAAUUAAUAAUUCUAAUGGUGUGUUCUUUUGUGGAACGGUUCGCGUUUACUGCAUAUUGUAUGAUAGUGUCCAAUAGCGAUCGCAUUUAAUUGUAGCGCCAUUAAACACUUUUAAUUCAUAAUCAAGUUAUGUCUAUAUUAAUGUGAAGUAAAGGAAAUCAAAUAAAGAGGAUUAUUGGAUAUCUGUCUUGUUUUCAGUAACUCGCACAUUUUUCAAGGAUUUUAAGGAUACAAAAUAUGAUACUAAAAUUUAUGAAAAUCUGUCUUUUGUGUACAGGACUUUUCGUGCUGACUACACUUAUACUAAAGGGCAAAACAGUGCACAAUAUGAACAUUAAAAUGAUUUCUACACCAGUAAGAUCUAUCAGCACUGCACAACCGGAAACUCUUUUCUUAAACGGAAAGCCAACCCUUGUGUUUGGUAAAAACUUCAGAGCACAUAUAUUGUCUGUAUUAAAACAUUCUGAACUUACAUUGACAGCUCUUUUACGAAAACAGGAACAUAUCAGAAAUAUGUCGGAACACAUCGUAGUAACGGGAUGGAUUGCAAGAGGAAACAGAACGUUGAGUACAUUGCAAAUAUAUUGCUGCUUUUAUCAUGCCGACAAUCGUAUUUCGUCGGUAAAAGCUGACAUACGUAAAACACAUUUUGAAAGGAGCCGAGCACGUUUCGAUGCUUUACAAUGCGUGUGUCCGGUAUAUUCUGCGACUGUCCCUGUGAUAAAAGUUUCACUCAAAGAAGGUCGCAGUACAUGCACUAAAAAUGUCACUCAGUAUGUACAAGUAGAGACCAUUCCAAAACGCAAAAUCGACGGCGUUGCAUUGUGUGUCAAGGUCCUUUAUGCCAAAUUAAAAGCAAGCUUUAUGAUAGAAUGGUUUGAGGCAAUGCGAUUGCUAGGAGUUGAAAAGGUAUUCGGUUACAUAAAUAAAGAUUUAAAUAAUGAUGCAAAGAAUGUGGUCAAGUAUUAUGAAGAAAUGGGACUUGCAAAAGCUGUUUCAUUUGAAAUACCAGAAAAUGACACAUAUACCAGACACCUUGAUGACAAGACUUUUGCAUCCAGGAUGGACUCCGGCGUGCCGCUGCUUGACUGUAUAGAGCGAAUGCAUGAAUACAAAUACGCAGUCUGCCUAGACAAAGAUGAAAUUCUUAUUCCAGAAAAUGUGCCAUUAAAGAAUUCGCUUAAAAGAUAUUUGGCGGGAAUUUUCCAACCUAACAAGACACUUGCUAUGAUGUUAUUCAAAACAAUGGUGCAUGUAAAAUCAUGGGAUGCAGUCAAUCCUAAUCAUCCUUUGUUUAUUGGAAGAAUGGCAAACAGUACUCCUGCAAUGUGGGACAGAGAAAAGUAUGCUUUCAUACCAGAAGGACAAGUGCCUGGUUCAUGUUUCUCACAUCGUUGUCGUGUUCAGCAUGGCUACACAUCUAAAUUCAUCGAAGACAAUUCAGCAAUGAUUCACCAUUUUCGUUCCUGCCGGGAGGAAUGGAUUACAGGAAGAUCGCCAAAAUCUCAGGAAUUAUUUGUGAAUCAGUCUGAAGGAAAAAUUUGUUCAAAUUUCAUAAGAGUCAAAUCAUAUACAAUAGAAAUCUUAGCUGAUCAGAUAAAACACAAUGUCUUGAAAGUACAAUCUUUGUUAAAGAUUGGUAAAUGAUAUAAAACAAGCGCGUUUAUACAUAUGAGAGCUUUGAACAUGUCUUUGCCACCCUUGUAAAUGAUAAAUGUUAACAUCUACCAAAGUAGUUUUCUCUUACAUUCAAUACGAUAUUAGGAAAACCAGGGUCGCAGGCUUUUUAAAGGCUCAUAAUGCCUUUUUUAUUUUUUGGCUGUCACAUAUUUAUCAAUAAUUUCAUGUUAAUCUUACUUUUAGUAAUUGUUUUCUUCAAUAUUUGUCAAAGGUUUGAAUAUUGGUUUACGUAGUUCACACUGGUUAUUCGGGUACCUACUCGUGUGAGCGAUACCGCCCUCGUGUGAUUAAUGUACAUGUUGGUGAACAGGAAAUUCACACCUAUAACAGGUAAUUAUUCCGUAUUUUACUUAAGAUUUGAAAAGUUUUAGUACUAAAUGUGUAAGAUCAUACCUUAACUAUAUCCAUGUCAAAUAUCUGUCUCAUAUGAUCUGAAUAACUGUGAAAAAAUACGUUUUUUUUUGUCGCGGAAAUGAAGAUAUUUUAAGGCGAUGGUAUAUCUUUUCACGAUAAAUGGUAUUAUUUCGGAUUAUAUUAGGAAUUUUUUUAAGAAAAUGAAAAGCAGCCAUUCUGUGUAUUAGUCAUUGCUUUCAUUUCACAAAAACUUGAAGCACAGUAAAAUUAGAUCGAUUUUUUCGAAGACAGUGUUUAGAAAAUAAGAUACCUCUGACGAUGUACCAUGGUACCAUCCUCGUUGUUUCUGUCAAUCCAGCGGAUACCGUCCUCGUUAUUGAAAUGAACAUUACAUUGACGCUGAUCCCUUUUAGCUAUAAUAUGCAAUGACCAGCUAUGAUAAAGAUAAAACUUUGGUCUUUUAUACCCUCCAGCUACUGGAAGCAGCCUAUCCGAAGAAAAAUUUCUCACAUAAUUUCUUCAAGUUUGCUUUCAAGAUCCAUCUAAAUAGACACAUUCUUAGGUGUAUUUUCAAUUGAAUAUUGCGACUUCCGUACGUAUUGUCUUGUUAUUGAAGUUGUUAUGGGGUACAAAAUGUUUGCAACAAAAGCAAUGAUUAAAGUUUUCCAGAAAUGAUAUGAUUUUUGUCAAAUAUUUUAUUGCGAUCGACCCAUGUUGAGCUUCGUUUUGAGGAAUAAAGCCAGUAAUUCGGUCGAAAAUGUGCUUCGUUUGAGUAGUUGAAAGACGUCAGUAGUAAACAGAUCCUUAUUUUCCCCGGCAUUUUUGUGCGAAAAUUCGUGUAAAACAAGUGUAUUAAUCACACCUUUAUACUGCUAGAAUACAUAAUGCAUGGAAUGAGAUGAUCGAGAUACGUUUAUACACUUCAAAUACAAGUUUUGCAGAUCGAAACCGAAAGUAGGGGGUUUAGGCAUACAGACACUAAAUAGGAAAAUGGCGCGAAAUAAAAUAGAAAUAGAUACAAAUAGUCCGCAGUUUUUUUGCUCUGUAGAGCUAUUUUCCUUAUUUUCUUUGCAAUUUUUUUGCUAAAAUCACAUGACAGAUCUAUGCUUGACAUGUAAGUAGCAUUUUGAUAAUGAAGUAACAACAUGACAAAAAUUUUCAUGGAAACUUAGAUCAUACACCACCAGUAUAAUUUGGGGUCUCAUUUUUAGCUGAUUUUGCAGUUUGUGUGUUUGACUGAAAUUAUUUUUGUUGCAUCAAACAUGACCCCCACUUUUCUUUUGAUUUCUAUUUAGCACUGACACUAUUCUUCAAGAAAAUAUAGGUUACAGACAAUUAAAAUGGGUCCUGAUGUGUGCUGCGGCCAUUGGAAAUAAGUCAAUUUUAUAUAAAAUAAAGAACAACAACUAUUGUUAUAGUGUGUUAUAACCUUUAUUGUGCGGACACUAGCAUAUACGCGCCAUUUUAGGGUAGCAGACCACAACUGACUGGCAUUUUACUAGGCACUAUUCAGCUCCCACUUUAUUUUAUCGUUACUUUAACUUAUGAUAGAACUUUCAUGAAAAAUAGGUGUUGGAAAAAGUGAUGUUCUAUUAAGGUAGGUAAAGAGGGCAUGAAGUUUAGUAGGUUUGCAGUUUUGUCGAACAAUUCAAGCCCCGAGCAAUUUGCUUAUCAUCCAACUGUUGAAAGCAGACCUAAAUUGGUGGGAAAUGAAAAGAAAAAAAAAAGAAAGCGACGAGAAAUUUUGCUUGUUCUUGGUAACCAUUUGUUUAUUAUUUCAAAGUUAUUACAGCUCAUCUGAUACUUAAACUUUAGCAAAAUAUCAUCUAACCUGUCUUAUAGUUUGUUACUAAUUCUGUAUUGCAAAUGGUGAUUAUGAAUCUAAAGGUAGUAAGUUAAAGUAUAAAAAACCAAUCUACUCUUAUAUUUUGCCAUUGUAGAUUACAAGCAAGCGUUUGGUUCUGUCGAUCGUAUGUGUUUAUGGAAUAAAUUACUACAGCAUAUCAUUGAUGGGAAAGUCUUUAAGGCUGUAUAUUAUGCAAUAUAUAAUAAAGCCAAAUCUUGUGUAAAGAGUAGCAAAAGUUUAUCAAAUUUCUUUAUUAACUCAACUGGUGUAUGACAAGGUGAAAAUUUAUCACCGAUAUAAUAUUCUCUUUUCUAGAAUGAUUUAGUCUCAUAUAUGUCUAAUUAUUGUUCAGAACUAGUGGAAUUGUCAAACAAUGUAUCUAUAGGACCUGCUAAGUGAUGAUAGUUCAGAAAUGUUCUUCAAGCUAUUUUUGUUACUUUAUGCAGAUGAUUCAGUGUAAUUUGCAGAAUCUUGAAAUGAUUUACAAUCUGCAUUAAAUGUAUGUCAGAAUAUUAUAUUUGGAAACUUACAGUUAAUUCAAAUUAAACUAAGGUUGUUCUGUUUUUAACGUGGAAAAGUACAAAAUAAGUCUGCCUUUUAUCAUAAUGAUGCGGCACUUGAAGUAGUAGAUGACUUCAGUUAUCUAGGAAUUAAAUUUAACGACAAUGGUAACUUCAAUAAAACUAAAAUAUAUUUGGUUGACCAAGCUAGAAAUGCUGUGUAUGCUUUGUUGAAAAAAAUUUAGGAAGUUGCAGCUUAGUAUUGAUUCACAGUUACAUUUAUUUAAGUCUGUGGUUCAACCAAUAUUAUUGUAUGGAACAGAGGUAUAGGGAUGUGGUGAUGUUAGCAUUGUUAAAAAUUUUCAGCUUAAAUUUUUAAAAACAUUACUGAAGGUUAAAAAGACAACACCUUAUGUCAUGGUUGGUUUUUGGUGAGCUCGGGGUACUACCAAUAGAUAUUGUAAUUAGAAAUAGAAUAUUGAACUACUGGUGUACAAUUUAUUAAAUGGUAAACAAGAAAAGAUAAAUUGUAUACUUUACAGGUUCAUGUAUAGACACCAUCAGCAAAAUGUAAAUUAUUGUUCUUGGAUUUCAUACGUAAAAGAAUCUUUAGAACAACUUGGAUCUGCUGCAUUCUGGUUGAAUCAGUCAGUACUUUCACCAGUGUAUUCCGCAAUAUUCUUAUUUUAGAAUGUCCCUAUAUUGAUUUGGACAGAGUAAAAUAUUUACCAAAUGACUUUCAACUGUUAAAUGUAAUGUCAUUUCGACGUUUAUUUCAAAAUAAUGAUAGUACUCUUCUUUUUAAGUUAGCAUUGUUUGUACAGGAAAUACUUCACAAAUUUUUAGGUAGGGAUAGGUUUUUGUUACUGGCAGUUAUUUGCUGGCAAGUUAAAACAAUGUUUUCAAUCUGGUUAAUUCUAAAUGUACACCAUCUACUUUUUUAGCUUACAACAUAUUUGUAUCAGAUCUAUUAUGACCGUAAAACUAUGGUUUUAUUUUAUGUAUUAGUGUUUGUUUUGUUAAAUUUGUUGUUAUUAUAAUGC